CUUAAAAUUAAAUCUGUAUUUUAUAAUAAUUUUGAUGUAAAAACUUGACCUAAUUACACCGGAAGGGUGUGGUAUGACAAGUAUGUGAAGUCAUUUUGCACGUGUCACGACAUGCUCUCCUAAAGUUAUUUCAUCACCUGAAACGAAAAUCUUGUUAGAAACACAUUAAAAAUUGCAUUUAACGUCGCGACAUGAAUCUCAUUCCCUGCCGGAUUACAAAUUAACAAGUUCAAGCGUGCGCCCGCGCGUUAUGGGCAAAAUUUAGAUGUAUGUACAAAGUGCGGCAUUGGAGAAAUUGCGUGUAUAUUACCGGGUGGCCUAAUUGUAUUCCAAGUGAGUGUAUUCUAAGGGAGUGGCACGCUCGACCCACUCGUCUUUGCUUUUCCUUAUUGGCGAUGCGAGGGGGCGCGCAGGAACUUAAAGCAACGUAUCGAUAACAUCACAUGCGGGAAGAGAAACUCCGUGAACGGAUCAAGAUACAUAUUUAAUUUAUCUUGUUCCACUAAGCAAAAAUAGUAUCUCUCAAGAACUAUCAGGCAAAAUCACGUCCAGAUUAAACAACGACACUUUAGGAAGAACAUCAUACAUUCACUCUACAAGGAAAUUUGCACUGUUGUGAGAUAUUGAUUAAAGUAUUAUAAAACAUCGUUUAUAUACAGAGAAUAUAUUAUAUCCAUAAGAAACAUAUUUCUAAAAUGACGUAUAUAUACGUAUGUAUACAACAAUCUACGGAUAUCUUCAUUGAGCGGGCGGAAGCAGUGAUUACAUUCACGGCGAAUGGUUAUUUGGACGUUAAGAUAAAUAUCCCAGCCCGCAUCGUCAAAGUUCUAUUGAACCCUCAGCUACCCGGUACUUGCCUGCCCGACCGAGAGGGAAUUUCGAAGGACUAUCUGACAAGAUAAAUUCCACGCGGGGCGACGUGGCCUAAUUAUAUUUCAAGGGAGUGGCGUUUCAGCCAUUCAAAGGUGUCAUACCUACACCCUUGCGCGGCUCUCUGAAAGUUCGCAGACUCGAAGGAUGGAUCCGCGCGGCGCAGGAUCGGGCCUGCGUGUUAAGGUCACAAACGCCGACUAGAGUCGCCAUGGUUACGUGUCGAGUUCUCUCACCCCGUGCCCACCCCGCCAUGGACCAUCCCGACCCCCGGGAGAGAGAUGCAGGCUUCAACCCUCUGUAUACCCGCAGCGCCGGGGCGGCUCCCGAGCGACGCAGACGUUCAUUCCGGUUGACCCAGGUCGCGUGAUCACCGAAACUCUCAUUCUGAUCGUGUCAUCAGCAUCAUGUGCCAUCGCGGCGACGCCCGGAAGAAAACGUGAGGAAAGCCGCAGGGCAGCAGUCUCGAGCUGCAAGCGGUGCUUCCGGUGCGAGAGAGGUUCGAUGAAUCGAGCAUGACCACGAGAGGGUGCGUACCUUGAAAAUGAAUGACCUUGAACGCGUACACCUGCAAAGCGAAGCCGCGGCGGAUUGAUUGGCACACGAGAGGAUGGAAUCGCGAGAGCUGAUCAUGCGAUGUGGUUGCGUACGAAAGGUCCUUCGAAGCUUAUCCGUGAUAAGUCGUGGCAAGUACGUUUGACGCUUCUUGUUUGCAUGUCAAGUUGACGAGAAAUUAAGAUGUAAAAUAUUGAGGAAUUGUUGAAAUUGUUGAAAAAAUAUGCACGCAAUAUGUGAAUCCCGUAACGAAACAAAUGACACACCACGAAAGUAAUAAAACGACUGGGAUGAGAAAAUAAGUCGUGUUCUGUUAUCGAGUGAUAGAAUAUCUAUGAGAGUAUAUUUAGAUGAAAAAGAUAUCUAAUAUAUUUAGUACAGCUGUUAUACUUAAUAUUAAUCUUAAGCGAGAAGAAUCUGUAACAAGAAGCCUUGAGAGAUUUCCAACACUCAUUAAAGGGAUCUCUUGCUACGUAGACACAAUUCACAAUGGAAACGAAAACCGCAUAGUUGAUAUAUACCAUAUACAAGCUAUACAUAGUACAAAAUACAAAAAUGCUCAAACAGUAGUAAGUUCGAUAACGAUAAAACUUUUUUAAUUUGAUCCUGAUGCAAUAAGGAUCGAGUGCUUUAGCCUACGUGCUCAAGUAGGAGCGAAUUACGUUACGCUAUAUACGUCUAUACGACACUUGACCCAAGUGCGACGAUUGAUGAUCCGCUUUAUAUCCGAGAAACGCGUGGAAAGGAUUGCGUAAAAGUAAAGAAAAAAACUAGAACAAAUAAAAUAAGACGAGAUAGUGUCCGGUAUUACGAAAUGGACAUGAUGUAUUGAUACACGUGGUUCCAAGUGUGACACAGUGACUCUGGAAUCCUAUAUAUGGCCGAGAAUUAAGAUUAGAAGUCACGUCUCUCUGGGAUAAUCAAUUGAACCGAUUACGAUCAAGUUUUGUUAAUCUUAUUUUCUAUGAGACAGCGACGUGAAGUACAAUUUAUCAUUUGCCUGGAGACGUUAUUGAAAUUAACGUAAUUGUUUUGUUCGAGAAAGUAAUUGUCGUGCCAAAGAAAAGAGGUAAUGACGCUACUUGAAGAAUUGAUGAUUCCUCAUGAUCGAUAUCGGAGAUUAUAUCGUCGUUGUCGAGGCGUUUGAUUAAUUUAACCGACAUCACUUGCAUAAUGAAGGAUACAUGGAAAUAAAGCAUCGCAUAAAAGCCUCGAACACGAUCUUGUGCACCGAUGAGUUCUAACACCAGUUCGCUGUCGCGCGCUUGGCUGCGGGCGAAUUGCUGCCGUUGCGGUGACACCCGGCAGGAUGCGGUGAAUAAUAAUUUUAAGGACGUCGAGACGCCGCUACGAGAGGAGACGGAGACGCUUUUGCAUCGUAUCGCCUUUACUGUCUGGCACACUGCCCUCCAUAUAGAGAGCGAGCACAAUGGCGGCUACGAAUCACAACCGAAAAACAUCAUCACAAGGAACAAACAACAACAGGUGCAGACGUCAGCGAUGGCGUCAACUCCUGCGAGGACGCCGGGCGUCGGCGCGGAUUCGACAAUGACGGGAUCGGGAAAGGGCGGAGGUCGCGUGACGGAGGUGAUGGAGCUCUGUUACGUCACCGAAAGGAUCAUCGCCCUCUGGUAUAGAGAGGAUGCGCAGGGUGUUCUUGAACACGCUACCACUCUCCUGCGCGGGAAACACGCCGAUAAUUACAUGAUUUUUAACUUAUCGUCGCCUGGUCGACCCGGCGAGCCGAAUACGAGAGAGGCUGGAUGGCCGCAGGGAUUAGCGCCAAGUUUGGAGAGACUGUGCGCUCUCUGCAAAGAGCUCGACUCCUGGCUGAACGGCGCUUCUAAUCGCGUCGUUGUUUUGCAUGCUAGGGGCAGUAAGGAGCGGCUGGGUGUGGCGGUGUCCGCUUACAUGAACUACAGCAGCAUCUGCGGGGGACGCGAUCAAGCGCUGGACAGGUUCGCCAUGAGGAGGUUCCUCGACGACAAGAUUGGAUUGCUGCAGGUUCCGUCGCAUCGAAGAUACAUCGAGUAUUUCAGUGGACUGCUAUCGGGUUCACUGAGAAUCAGUCAGUCGCCAUUGUACCUGACCCAUCUAACAGUCCUCGGCGUGCCGCUCUUUGAGCCGACGGGCUGUCGAGCCUUCCUCAAGGUAUAUGAAGGACUUACGCCGGUAUAUACUUCGGAUCUGUACUCGGUGACGAACGCGCGCGAAUUCACGGUUAAUCUCGGCGGACUUCGAUUGAGGGGCGACAUCUUGGUCAAAUGCUACCACAGGGUAUACUCCAAGCAGGCUCGAGAAGUUAUGUUUUCCCUCCAGUUCCACACGUGCGUAAUUACGGAGAACGUCGUGUCCUUCCCGCGAUCGGUGCUUGACGUCGCCUGCGACGACCCUCGAUGUCCAUCUGACAGCGUGGUGACACUUUACUUCGCUACCGAUGCGAAACGUCAGAACGGCCCAAUACCGGCACCGACGCCCGCCGUGCCGCACGCAUCGGCACAUCACGAUCCUAUUCUGCACUGGGAUAGCUACACGAAUCUCGAGAUCAGCGACGAUGAAGGCCGUGAGACUCCAUUGUCACCGCCACCUCCGAGCUCUUCGGUUCAGACUUCACCACGUGGCUUGGGUUACACUUGCGGACCUAUAGAUGGAUCCUUAUACGCCGUUGUACAUCAGGGCCCUGCAGGAGGUGCCCGUGGUUCCCCAUUAACAGUUUCCAUGGAUAGUGGCAUAAGUAGUGCACCGCCACAAAGACCUAGUCCGCCAGAACCCGAGCCGGAAAAUCAAGCUCACGGGGAUCUCGACAAACUCCUUCAUGAUAUGAUGCUCACCGUUGAGUCUAUGCCAGAUCCUCCGACUGAUGAUUACAACCGUGAUCGAAGCGAGAAGAUGUACAUCCAGGAGACGCGCAGCUACAGCAGUCACGGCAGCAGCCAUCCGACGUCUACUUAUUCCACUUUGAAAGACUCCUACAGGAGCUACGGGCCUGGCAAGGAAUCCAGUCCACCUUACAAUUCGAGCAGCAGUUACAGCACCCUGAAGAACGAAUAUCGAGAAUCACCGAAGAGCAUCGAGCAUCGGCGGGACGAUUUCGAAUACCGCGCCUCCUCGGAGCGGAAGAUCCCGGAGUCCAAUGAUACCUAUAGAAAACAUACGGAUUCCUUCUCGCCGCCUGGCAACAUCGACUUCAUCGACGAAGAUAUCCCGUAUCACGCCAGGCAAACCAGUCAGCCGUUUUCGUACGGUGCCACGACUGACAUGAUAAAGCACCAGAAGCUGUCGUCGCCUUCGUUAGUGAGAAAGGCGUCUGUGCGCGGCGCGGCACCCGUCGUGGAUUUCGAGGACAUUCUUGGCGAGAAUUCCAGAAGAUCCAUCAGCCCUCUCAGUCCCAAUACUCCGGAUCCACCACCGGAAUUCGCGAAUGGACCUGUGAGGAGCGGAACAGACCACAUCGAUGGGUUGUCGUGGCUGAGACAACAGCAGUUGAAACUCGCCGCUAGAAGAGAUGAAAGGAAUCCUGGUAAGCUUUGGCGUCAAGAAACCGGAAACCGUGUCAUCGGCGAGCUCAGAAGUUUGCAGAGAGGAAGAUUAAGACACGAUGGUUAUGCGAGCGAUUCAGCGGUUCUCGACGACGAUGACGAUUCGUGGGCAGCAAGUCCCAUUUCUGGACAGCUGCCGUCGAGAGCCGUUCCGUACACCUCCGCACCAGCUAGUCCUCUACUUCCGCAGAGAUCGAGCAGCCGGAAGUAUAAUGGCAAUGUCGGAAACGGUAUUCUCGGCAGACCACGAGCGGAGAGCAUAAACGAACGGCCGUUCGUUUCCAUAAAACGCGCAUACGAGUAUCGCAAGUACGACAGUCAGAGCCCUCCGGCAUCCCCCCGUUCAGCCUUAGCGGCCACACCAUCUUUAGGGUUAACAACGGGCCAGCAAUCGAGUACCAGCAAUGCCGAGAGACAGCAUCAGCAACAGCCGCCGCGACCGGAAUCGCGCAGCGAUAGCUUCGCGCGCGCAGAUGCGUUUCUACGCGAGCACCGCCACCAUCAGCUGCAAUCCGGCGUCAACAGCAACAGCAUCAGCAACGACCACUCUGACCGGAAGCAGACUAUCUCGACCGCAGAGUACGCGGUCCCGAGCCGAAACGCGCGGCCCGAGUCGAGGAACCGCGUUCCCUAUCAGAGUUACAGUUCAGCCAGCAGCGGCGAUCAAGUGGACGGCGGAUUGCUGACGGUGGUCGAUCAGCCCGAUCCUCUCGUGAGCCUCAUUCAGUCUCUAGCCGAGAUCUCGCCGGUUCACACGUCCCCGAGCACGUCUAAAACCGAGAACGAGCAUCCUCCUGUCAACAACAAUGCAAUCGCAGCCGCCACAAUAUCCGCAAGUGUGCCUAGCAAUGUCACUAAUUGCUCCCCUAACCAGUCGCCAAAAGCAUGGCAGAAUUGCACCCAGCCGCACAAUGACUCGGCGUCAUCGUGGACCGAGAGAAGCGUCAGUCCCGGCAGCGCGAUCGUUAGCGGCGCCUCACGACCGCAAACGCCGGCGUUUCCGGUUCAUCCGCGGACGCCCUACGUUAACAAUGCGUCGCCAACAGUGACGUUCGCCAGCGAUCGCACCUACAUGACGUCCAACAACAGCUACAACGUCAACAACAAUAACGACGCUGGCGGUAACAACAACAAUAAUGUCGACAACUACGGCGCGGAACGAACGAUGUAUAUCGAAGAACGAAGAGAAGUCUCGAAGGAGACGGGACUUCCACCCAAGAGUCCGACAACACAGCGACGCUUGAGUUUCCCGGCAAGCGGGCCGCUUAAACAAACGCAUAACAAACGAUGGCCGCUCACUAACCAAUCGGCAUCAUUCGACUAUAGCAAGGACCGACCUGUUUCUCCGGUAAGCGAAUCGACGAUGUCGCAGCCACAGGCUGUUUCGCGCAGUCCUGGAACACCGACCCGUAUAGAAUUCGCCCAAAGCCCCAAGAGCGCUACGUCAUACACCUCGAUCAACAGUGGCGGCCAGUCUUCGCCGCAAGUACAAUAUUAUGGCUCGCGACGCUCCAGCGUUCAUUCGAAUACCGAGCCUCAGGAGGUGGCCGACGCCAAUGUGAAGUUCGUACGUGAUACCAGCAGAAUCUGGUACAAACCCAAUAUAUCACGGGAACAAGCAAUCUCAAUGCUGAAAGAUGCAACACCUGGUACAUUCGUGGUGCGAGAUAGCAACUCGUUCCCUGGUGCGUUCGGACUGGCAUUGAAAGUAGCGACGCCACCUCCUGGUGCACCCAGCAGCCCUCGAGAUCCUUCGAGCGAGCUCGUCAGGCACUUCCUGAUCGAGCCGACGUCGCGCGGCGUCAGGUUGAAAGGAUGCGCGAACGAGCCGGUCUUCAGCUCACUCUCAGCGCUGGUUUAUCAACACAGCUUGAUGGCUAUGGCACUGCCUUGUCAACUGCUGUUACCCGAGCCGGAAGCAGCCGCCAGAGCUUUGGACUCGCCUGGUACUAACAGCACGCAGCAGCUUCUCGCUCAGGGAGCAGCUUGUAACGUUUUGUACCUCUUCACUAUUGAUACCGAGUCCCUGACCGGGCCGCAAGCCAUCAAGAAAGCUAUCACCAGUUUGUUUGAGCAGAAGCCGCUGCCUGUUGCCACAAUUGUUCACUUUAAGGUUUCCACACAGGGCAUUACUUUGACCGAUAAUGCGAGAAAGUUAUUCUUCCGCAGACAUUAUCCCACAAAUAACAUAAGUUAUUGUGGAUUGGACACUGAGGAACGCACGUGGGAAUUCGCCGGUGAAGAUACCGGAAGACCGCUUAGCGCUCAUCGCUGCUUCGGCUUUGUAGCGAGGAAACCCGCUCACAAAUCGGACAAUCAAUGUCACGUAUUCGCCGAAUUAGAACCAGAGCAACCGGCCACGGCCAUCGUAAAUUUCGUCAAUAAAGUCAUGAUGGGAAACUCUAUCGCCAAGGCCAACAUCGUUUAAGAACUAUCACGCCCACCACAAUCGCCAAGACCAACCGGGCACGAACAUCAUCCCAGAUUCAUCGAUGACGGUUCCACACCUCCAAAACAACUAACACCGACACAUAUCUUUAGCACAAGAAAUGUAAAGGUCCAAUUAGAACGGAGCGACCGAGAAAUUAAGAAUAACGAUGUUGCGGAUGUGAUCGAUGUAUACAUCGAUUAUAAUCGAUUAGAGUCGCUAUUCUGCCGAAAUACGUGGAGGAUGCGCCGGAACGGCUGAAACGAAUAAAUCAUUAUCGUUAACUGACUACCCGUAAUAAAUCUUCGUGCAUUUCGUAGCAUUGAAUUACAAUAAUAGAACGUUCAUGUUAUAAACGGUAGGGGCAACAUAAUUAUCAAUAACACCGGAAAGAGAUCAAGGAGCUCCCUCUCUUCGAGAGUGAACGAGGAGUACGAGAGGUGAUGUGUGAAUCGAUUCCAUCCUCGCAUCGACAUGCAGUAUAAACGAGAGAAAGUUGUUGUUAUAAUUAUCGUUACUGUUGCGAUUUAACAUAGCGAAUAGUAGAGUACUACAAUGGAAAUCUAAGAAGGGUUAGGUGGUCAAAUAAUCUAGUUUGGUUUACUUUUGAUUUCUCAUAAAAAAUUAUUAACAUAUAUAUAUAAAUGUAAUGCUUUAAAAUUAUAAUUAGUUAUUCCCUGCAGACCGCUUUUUUCUACGGAAUAAAAGGUUAAUAGUGCUACACACGUAUUAUUUACUUUUUAGCAAUUGCUGUGGCACUGCAUUUUAAAUUAUAACAUUUGUAUGCGAGAUAUAUGUAAAUUUAAAACAAAAAUGUUACAUAUAUUUACUUUAAAAUAUUUCCUAAGGAACUUUUUUGCUAAGAAAUUACUAAGUUUAUGAUUUAUCCACCUUUCCCCUCUUAGGAUACGAUCGAUCGCUUGAUCAAUCGCACGCGAAUGAACUUACCGAUAGCUCGUAGUCAUAGUUGUGAAUCAACCGUGCUCUUCGCUCGAUCUACGAAGAGCAUCGAGCAUUCAAAACGAGCGUAACUCGAACGCGAUGCUAAAUGCGUCUUCGGUUUUUAAAACCGACUACGUAUGGCGUAUGCAUAAAUACACACUUAACAUUGUUACACGUACUACGUACAUAUAUGACUCUUACGCAAAGAUAACAAAUCGAUUCUCGCGCAUUAACAACGACCGAUGCAAGCACUUUAAUUUUAACGAUUUUAAUUUCUCUUUAUUUAAAGAAAUUUAUUUAUAGGAUUCAUGAAGCUUAUGGAAACUUUAUGUAUUUAUAUUUCCAAGAUUUCAAAAAUUACAAUUAUCAAAUUUUAAGGUAAAGUAAACUAAACGGAGUAACGCACCUCUCCUAAGAUAAAAUUGAACAUGCAUGCAGAUCAUUAAUAAUGCGCGAGAGCAUCGCGAAUCCAUACACGAUUACAUUAAUACUUGAGAGUUCGGCAGAAUGUUACGUCGUUGCGCAGAGCACAUUAUAUAUACACAUACGUACACGUACACAUGCAUAAAGAAACCCCCGUGUCAUGCUCCCUCGAUAUACGAUGGACGGAUGUUAUAAAUAAGUGUAAAUACGCCGCCGCGCGGGAUAAAGUCGCCUUAAAAGGAGGCCUUGUGAAGAGACAUGGUCCUGGGGAAGAUAUGGUCGCGAGCUGGCUAAUCAGCCCGCGCGAUCACGGAAAAAGCAAUGUUACGUUUAGGAUCAAUUCGAAAGUUACGCACGGGGAACGCGAAAUGCUACUCGGGGAGAGGCGUAUGCACGUGACGAGGCAGUAUCGAGCGCGUAUCCUUUCGGUGAACUUACAGAUUCUUGCCAUUUCGGGCUCGUGUGGACCGUCGAGAGCCGUCGAGUGCAACGCGCUUCCGCCUCGACGGGCACGACGAUGAGCAGUCAAUUAUUAUGAUCGCGAUUCGAUUAUAUUGUAAUUAUUGCAGCGGUAUGGCGGCGCAAGGGGGAAUACAGCCUGCCUUCCUCUCGACGUUGCUUUCUUCGCGGUCCUUACUUUUGUCUUCCGGGCGAAGAUCGGUCGGAGCUUGUUCGACGUUCUUCUUCCUCCACUCUCUGCAGAUCACUUCGAUUUACGAUUGAGGAAGGACUCGUAGUUACGCAACGUGCUAGUCAAAAUUCGUGCGGUAUAUUCGAUGAUCAAGGAGUAGAUUAACGUUGAUCCUGGGAACCUUUCUCGGGUAUGCUUGGCCCUUUAAUAAGCGGCGUGCGCAAGUUACGUUAUCUCCUGCUGAGAUCAGACGUAAAACAAGUGAAUGACGUUGUUCUUCUUGAAGAUGCUGGGCUCAAAACACGUCUUGGAACACGUGAGAAACGAUUGAGUGCCGCUAAUAGUAUCAAAGGGCCUGCUUGAGAAAACCGACCGUGUCUUCCUUUGCGUUCUUCAUCUUAUCAUUUGUCUGCCCUUUCUUCUCUGUUUGGAGUUUAUUUCGUACGCGCCCAAUCCUGACUAACAGCGUAAUAUUAAUUUAACAUUCAGUCAUUAUAAUAUAAUAAUUAUAUUAAUAUUAUUACUUGUUUACGCUCUAUUAUACUCUCUGUACGUUCACGCAAUAAUUGUAUCGUUGCGUGCCGCAUGGGUACGCGCGUAUAGUUGUAAUAACAAUAAACCAUAUUCACAUCGAA
Molecule: messenger RNA, 10023 nt
Organism: Ooceraea biroi (clonal raider ant)
Lineage: Eukaryota; Metazoa; Arthropoda; Insecta; Hymenoptera; Formicidae
Gene: by
Product: focal adhesion protein tensin
Cellular component (GO): focal adhesion
Molecular function (GO): protein binding
Source: RefSeq, a predicted model, not a curated record